AUGAGGUCAUUCAAUACUGGUACAAUUCGUUUUCAUAUCUUCAUUAUACCAGCUUUCACCUGUUACAAGGAAGGUGACGUCUUAUCCGGUGUCUGUUUCAUUGGCCUCUGGGACGCUGCGGCUCUUCGGGGCUUCGUUCUGGCGCCUCUUUGCGUGUACCUCGCCUUGGGCACAGUUUUCUUACUCGCCGGAUUCGUAUCUCUCUUCCGUAUUCGAACUGUGAUGAAACACGAUGGAACAAAGACUGAUAAAUUAGAAAAACUUAUGAUCCGAAUUGGACUGUUCAGCGGCCUUUAUAUUUUACCAGCGUUGACUUUAAUCGGAUGUUACUUCUACGAACAAUCCUAUCUGGACGAAUGGAUGGUGACAUGGAAUCAUGAUAUGUGCUCGAGGAGCUUUUCGAUUCCUUGUCCUUUGAACAGAAACGCGGCUGGUUUGUCCAGGCCGUUGUUUGAGAUUUUUAUGCUAAAGUAUCUGGUGGCGAUGCUGGUUGGAGUUACAUCCAGCGUUUGGCUUUGGAGUGGAAAAACAGUAGUCACGUGGAGGAGAUUUUUGGAUGGUCUUGCUGGACGGAGAGAAGCCUACGUAUGAGAUUAUAUACGAAGGAAAUUUAAAAAUUGUGCUAAUUUUUAAGAUGCUGCCAAACUAGUUAUUACAAUAUAUUGACUGUAUAAAAAAGUGUUAGAAUUAAGUAUGUUUGUGCUUGAAUCAAAUUUGAUGUUUUAUGAUAUUGUAAAUAUUGUCGCGAGUGCAACGAAUUAAUGUGUGUAUGAAAUUGAAC
Messenger RNA from Ctenocephalides felis (cat flea), 781 nucleotides. Its product is annotated as frizzled-like. Bases 1 to 591 code for a protein of 196 amino acids. Gene Ontology annotation, molecular function: Wnt receptor activity; Wnt-protein binding. Gene Ontology annotation, biological process: canonical Wnt signaling pathway; non-canonical Wnt signaling pathway. The record is from RefSeq and is a predicted model, not a curated record. Gene Ontology annotation, cellular component: plasma membrane. The transcript is spliced from 2 exons. Lineage: Eukaryota; Metazoa; Arthropoda; Insecta; Siphonaptera; Pulicidae.